GUACAUGAUUUGAAUCCUUCAAGUUUGUUUACUAAUACUUGUUCGCAUACCUACUUCGAUUUUCUUUUCGAAUAUCAGCAUGUAUUUGUAAUCAGCCCAAGAUAUAAAAAUACCACUUAAAAGCGUUCAAUAAUUCACGCAUUUUAUAAUAAUGAAAAUAAUAAUAUUAGUGUAAUUGAUAUGAUGCAGCUGGGAGGUGUUGUUUUUGUUGUUUUGGGACUGCUGUCCCCCGCUUUUUCCGACGUCGACUUUAUAGACUGCGGUUCGAAUCAGAUAGAAAUAGAGUCGGUGGAAAUACCUGGUUGUACCGUGACGCCUUGCAGAUUUUAUCGAAAUAGAAACUAUGACAUCUAUAUAACUCCAAAUUCUGUCAAUCCCACAGUUAUGUCCAUUGACUUGAAAGUGGAAGCCUGCAUACGGGGUGCAAAUUUUGCCGUGGAUGCAACUUUUGUUCAUCCCUGUAUCACGGACUGUCCCUUGCAGACCAAACUUGAUCGACCGGAAAUUCCAAUCAACGUCAGCAUCAGUAGAUUCUUUAUACCGGGUUUGACUACAUUUAGAAUCAACGCCACCUUUAUAGGAAACGACCAACCAAACUUUUGCGUGCUAUUCUACGUGGACAUUUACUAGUUAUGGUUUCCACAACUAUAUACUUGCUUGUACUACUACGCCAAAUAUUUAUAUGAUACUCUAUUUAUCAAUAUUAAAGGGACGCCUAUGUAUAGCUUAUAAUAAAUGCAUAUAUAUUUAUUUAUUUA
Molecule: messenger RNA, 758 nt
Organism: Sitophilus oryzae (rice weevil)
Lineage: Eukaryota; Metazoa; Arthropoda; Insecta; Coleoptera; Curculionidae
Exons: 4
Coding region: 181-630 (149 amino acids)
Source: RefSeq, a predicted model, not a curated record